Striga hermonthica is the source of this 1371-nucleotide messenger RNA. Lineage: Eukaryota; Viridiplantae; Streptophyta; Magnoliopsida; Lamiales; Orobanchaceae. The record is from the annotation of a GenBank genome assembly.
AUGGAAGAGUGCGAGUUACAUGCAGAUAGUAGUACGACUCGAAACUGGGACGAGUUGUUUGACAUCUAUGCUAAAGUGAUCACAGGUGAUGACGACACACUUAAAAUCCGAGCCACGGUCAAGCUUGCCAAAUUGUCCAGAUACGCCCCUGGAAAUGUUUUGGCCCGCACAUUACCCAUUCUACUGGAGCUUCUCGAAAACCCAUCGGCCGUUCAAGCAGCUGCUGCCUACUGCUUGAAACAUAUUGCCUCAAAAUGUGAAGGCAAGUUAGCCAACAUCAUCACUCAAUUAGGCGGCAUUCAUAUUCUACUGAAACUACUUCCAGAUUCUGAACACGAGCUAAAACGGACCACACUGAAGUGCCUACGAAACAUCGUCUCGUUUUCCGUCCCGAGCCGUUCAGUUUUAUCUAGCAGUGGCGGACUCGAUACUGUGGUGUCUAUGUUAGGCUCGAGCCCAGGUGACUGCGAGGUGAUUCUGUUGGAAAUCCUCAGUGCGUUGUCUCUCCUAAGGGAGGUGCGCAAGUCUCUCUGUGAAUCGAGGCAGGCCCAUUUUCUAGUUCGGGCUGCCGGGCAUGGCUGCUUGGUCUCCAGAGCCCGGGCUGCUCAGGCGAUAGGCUUGAUGGGGGUGAACAAACGGGCCCGUGCGGAGUUAGUCGAGGCUGGAGUGAUGCCUGUGCUUGCGCGCCUUCUCAACGAGGGAGAUGAGUUGACGAGACUUGUGGCUGGCAACGCGCUGGGCGUGAUCUUGGUUCGCGUGGGGUCCACAGGUAGAACAGGGCUCAUCCCUUUGUACAUCGACAUGCUCCGGUGCCGAGACCCCACCUUGUGGAAAAUCGCGGAGGACGUUCUGUUUGUGCUGGCCGUCGAUAAAGAGAAUGCGGUUGAGAUUGCCGAGCAGUUGAUGAGGAUUUUGAGAGGAAAUGAUGCGGGGGCAAAGGCUGUAGCUGCGGAUGUUGUGUGGGCCCUCGUACGCCAGGAGUGCUCUGCUCGUGUGAUGUGGGACUCGGGCGUGGUGGGGAUUGUGGUGGAGCUUCUCGAGGACGAGGAUGGGAGUGUGAGGGAGAAUGCCUCGGGGGUUGUUGCCCAGUUGAGUUAUAGUGUCCGUGAUCGUGCGGCGCUCGCCGGGUGUGGGGCCAUACCAUUGCUCGUGAGGGUGAUGUCGGGGGAUGAGUCGGGUGAGGAUAAGGAAUAUGCCGCCGAGGCCCUCCUCAAUUUUUCGAUAGACCCACUGUGGAGUGAUCAGGUGACGUGUGUUAUGGAUAAUCGUUUAUUUCUGAAUAUGUGUGAAAGUUUGAGGAGGGUGUGGGCUGUGGAGGAGAAUGUUGGUGUGAUUUCGAGGGGGAUAAGGAUGGAGGAAAGUGAUUUAUAA